Messenger RNA from Strongyloides ratti, 5931 nucleotides. RefSeq names its product Voltage-dependent calcium channel type D subunit alpha-1. The record is from RefSeq and is a predicted model, not a curated record. Gene Ontology annotation, cellular component: voltage-gated calcium channel complex; membrane. Gene Ontology annotation, molecular function: high voltage-gated calcium channel activity. The coding region runs from base 1 to 5931 and encodes 1976 amino acids. Gene Ontology annotation, biological process: calcium ion import across plasma membrane. NCBI's taxonomy places the organism in Eukaryota, Metazoa, Nematoda, Chromadorea, Rhabditida, Strongyloididae. The transcript has 12 exons.
AUGUCAGUGCUUGCUAGUAUGAUUCAGUCUUCCGGCGAAGACGAAGAAAAUGUCCAUGAAGAAGUACAUAAUAGAGGAGAUUUAUGGCAACAAACACUGCAAGCUGCAGUUGCAGCUUCAGGACAGGCGGGUGACGUGAAUCGUAAACGGGCUCAGCAGCGGAAACCACUUCGGCAGACAAAUGUUGUUGAAAGAAAUGAACGCUCUUUAAUGUGUCUUAGUGUUAGGAAUCCAAUUAGACGAGCAUGUAUAGGUAUAGUAGAAUGGAGACCAUUUGAAUGGUUAAUAUUAUUAAUGAUUUGUGCAAAUUGUAUUGCAUUGGCUGUCUAUCAACCAUAUCCAGCUCAAGAUUCAGAUACAAAAAAUACAAUAUUAGAACAAAUUGAAUAUUUAUUUAUUAUUGUUUUUACAAUAGAAUGUAUUCUUAAAGUAAUUGCUCUUGGAUUUCUAUGUCAUUCUGGUGCUUACUUACGAAAUGCAUGGAAUAUGCUUGAUUUUUUGAUUGUCGUUAUUGGUCUUGUAAGUACUGUAUUAUCACGUAUGAAUAUUCAAGGAUUUGAUGUCAAAGCAUUAAGAGCAUUUCGUGUUCUUCGUCCAUUACGUCUUGUCUCUGGUGUUCCAAGUUUACAAGUUGUUCUUAACGCCAUCCUUCGAGCAAUGGUACCAUUGCUUCAUAUUGCCUUGUUAGUUAUGUUUGUUAUAAUUAUUUUUGCUAUUAUUGGCCUUGAACUAUUUUGUGGCAAACUUCACUCUACAUGUGUUGAUGUUAAUACGGGCGAACUAGCGAUGAAAAAUCCAACACCAUGUGGCUUUGCGGCUUCUGCAUAUCAUUGUGAGCCCAAUUUUAAUCAAAUAAAUACGACAAUAUCAAAAUGGAUCUGCUCAUCUAAUACAACUUGGCAGGGACCAAAUAAUGGGAUAACAAAUUUUGAUAAUUUUGGUUUAGCAAUGUUAACAGUCUUUCAGUGUGUCUCAUUAGAAGGAUGGACAGAUGUUAUGUAUUGGGUAAAUGAUGCUGUAGGUGUUGAAUGGCCAUGGAUAUAUUUCGUAACUCUCGUAAUUUUGGGAUCAUUUUUUGUCUUAAAUUUAGUUUUGGGAGUAUUGUCUGGAGAAUUUUCAAAAGAAAGAGAAAAAGCACGUGCACGUGGAUUAUUUCAAAAAUUUCGAGAAAAACAACAAUUAGAGGAAGAUUUAAAAGGUUAUUUAGAUUGGAUAACACAAGCUGAAGAUAUUGAACCUGUAAAUGAUGAUGAUAAUGUAGAAGAUGAACAACAAUUUAAUGAAGAUGGUAUGGAUGAGGAAGGUGAAGAAAGAACAGAAGAUUCUCGUCCAACAUGGUUUAUUAUAAAAAUGCGACUUUUCCAAAAAUGGAAUCGACGAUGUAGAAGAGCAUGUAGAAGAUUAGUAAAAUCACAAUCAUUUUAUUGGCUUGUUAUUAUUCUUGUAUUAUUAAAUACACUUGUCUUAACAUCAGAACAUUAUGGUCAAAGUGAAUGGUUAGAUAAUUUUCAAACUGCUGCGAAUCUAUUUUUUGUAAUACUGUUUUCGAUGGAAAUGCUUUUGAAGAUGUAUUCAUUAGGUCUAACCACCUACACAACAUCUCAAUUCAAUAGAUUUGAUUGUUUUGUCGUCAUCAGUUCAAUUUUGGAAUUUAUUUUGGUAUAUUUUAAUUUAAUGAAACCACUUGGAGUAUCAGUUUUAAGAUCAGCAAGAUUACUAAGAAUAUUUAAAGUUACAAAAUAUUGGACAUCUUUAAGAAAUCUUGUAUCAUCACUUCUUAAUUCAUUAAGAUCAAUUAUGUCAUUAUUGUUACUUCUUUUUUUGUUUAUUGUUAUUUUUGCCUUAUUAGGAAUGCAGGUAUUUGGUGGUAAAUUUAAUUUUGAUCCACAACAACCUAAACCAAGAGCAAAUUUUGAUACAUUUAUUCAAUCACUUUUAACAGUAUUUCAAAUACUUACUGGUGAAGAUUGGAAUACUGUUAUGUAUAAUGGUAUAGAAUCAUUUGGUGGUGUUGGAUCAAUAGGAGUACUUGUAUCAAUAUAUUUUAUUGUAUUGUUUAUUUGUGGUAAUUAUAUAUUGUUAAAUGUUUUCUUGGCUAUUGCUGUAGAUAAUCUUGCUGAUGCAGAUUCAUUAACAAAUGCAGAAAAAGAAGAAGAACAAGGAGAAGUAGAGUAUGAGGAAGGUGAAGAAGAUUAUGAAGAUGAAAAAUAUUUAGAAAAUAGAGGUGAUGAUGAUCAGGAAGAGGAUGAACAUGCUGUUAUUCCUGAAGGUGAUGAUGAUGGUGAAACUAAAGAAGAAGUUGGUGCACGUCCAAGACGUAUGUCACAUUUACCACAACAAACAAAAGAAAAACAAAUACCAAAAGCAUCGUCAUUAUUUAUAUUAUCUCAUACCAAUCCAUUUCGUGUAUUUUGUAACAAAAUUGUUAAUCAUCAAUAUUUUACAAAUAGUGUACUUGUUUGUAUUUUAGUAUCAAGUGCUAUGUUAGCAGCUGAAGAUCCAUUACAAGCACAAUCACCAAGAAAUUUAAUUCUCAAUUAUUUUGAUUAUUUCUUUACAACAGUUUUUACUAUUGAAAUAUCAUUAAAAGUUAUAGUUUUUGGUUUGGUAAUACACAAAGGAUCAUUUUGUAGAAAUGCUUUCAACUUAUUGGAUAUAUUAGUUGUAGCAGUAUCAUUAAUUUCAUUUGUUUUAAAAUCCGAUGCUAUAUCUGUAGUCAAAAUUCUUCGUGUAUUACGUGUUUUACGUCCAUUACGUGCUAUUAAUCGUGCCAAAGGAUUAAAACAUGUUGUACAAUGUGUUAUUGUAGCUGUUAAAACUAUCGGUAAUAUUAUGCUUGUAACAUUUAUGUUACAAUUUAUGUUUGCUAUUAUUGGUGUACAAUUAUUUAAAGGAACAUUCUUUUCAUGUAAUGAUCCAUCAAAAAUGACAGAAGCUGAAUGUAGAGGUGAAUUUAUACAAUAUGAAGAUAAUAAUCCAACAAAACCAAUGAGAUUAAGACGUGCAUGGACAAAGAAUGAUUUUAAUUUUGAUAAUGUAUUAGAUGCUAUGAUAUCAUUAUUUGUUGUUUCAACAUUUGAAGGAUGGCCAGAUUUAUUGUAUGUUGCUAUUAAUUCAAAUGAAGAAGAUCGUGGUCCAGUACAUAAUGCAAGACAAGCUGUUGCAUUCUUUUUUAUAACAUUUAUUGUAGUUAUUGCAUUCUUUAUGAUGAAUAUCUUCGUCGGUUUCGUUAUUGUUACAUUCCAAAAUGAAGGUGAAAGAGAAUAUGAAAAUUGUGAAUUAGAUAAAAAUCAAAGAAAAUGUAUUGAAUUUGCAUUAAAAGCUAAACCACAUAGAAGAUAUAUACCAAGAAAUCGUUUUCAAUAUAGAGUAUGGUGGUUUGUUACAUCACAAUUUUUUGAAUAUGCAAUAUUUAUUAUUAUUCUUCUUAAUACAACAACAUUAGCUAUGAAACAUUAUCCUCCUGAUACACAAAUGGAUCAUAUAUUAGAUGUAUUAAAUUUAAUAUUUACAGCAGUUUUUGCAUUUGAAGCAUUAUUUAAAAUAAUUGCAUUAAAUCCAAAAAAUUAUUUUGGUGAUAGAUGGAAUGCUUUUGAUUUUGUAAUUGUUCUAGGAUCAUUUAUUGAUAUUAUUUAUGGAAAAUUAUCACCUGGUUCUAAUAUUAUAUCAAUUAAUUUUUUCCGUCUUUUCCGUGUUAUGAGAUUAGUUAAAUUAUUAUCACGUGGUGAAGGUAUACGAACAUUAUUAUGGACAUUUAUGAAAUCAUUUCAAGCAUUGCCAUAUGUUGCAUUACUAAUUGUUUUACUAUUCUUUAUUUAUGCUGUAAUUGGUAUGCAAGUAUUUGGUAAAGUUGCCUUAGAUAGUGAAACGCAAAUUCAUAGAAAUAAUAAUUUUCAUACAUUUCCUGCAGCUGUACUGGUAUUAUUUAGAUCUGCUACUGGUGAAGCAUGGCAAGAAAUUAUGCUUGCUUGUGCUGAUAGAGAAGAAGUAAAAUGUGAUCCAGCAUCUGAUGAAUAUAAAAAAGAUCCAAAUGCAUUAUGUGGAGUUAAUUUUGCAUAUCCAUAUUUUAUAUCAUUUUUUAUGUUAUGUUCAUUCUUAGUUAUUAAUCUUUUUGUAGCUGUUAUUAUGGAUAAUUUUGAUUAUCUUACAAGAGAUUGGUCAAUUCUUGGUCCACAUCAUUUAGAAGAAUUUGUAAGACUUUGGUCUGAAUAUGAUCCAGAUGCCAAAGGAAGAAUUAAACAUCUUGAUGUAGUAACAUUAUUACGUAAAAUUUCACCACCACUUGGUUUUGGUAAACUAUGUCCACAUCGUUUAGCAUGUAAAAGAUUAGUUUCAAUGAAUAUGCCAUUAAAUUCUGAUGGUACAGUAUGUUUUAAUGCAACAUUAUUUGCUUUAGUAAGAACAAAUUUAAAAAUAUAUACGGAAGGAAAUAUUGAUGAGGCAAAUGAACAAUUAAGAUCAGCAAUAAGACGAAUAUGGAAAAGAACACCAUUAAAAAUGCUAGAUGAAGUUGUUCCACCUGCUGGAAGAGAUGAUGAUGUGACAGUUGGUAAAUUUUAUGCUACUUUCCUUAUUCAAGAUUACUUCCGACGUUUCAAAAAAAGAAAAGAAUUGGAGUCAAAGGGUGUUAAUUCUCAUCAACAUUCUCAAACAAUGGCACUUCAGGCGGGGCUUAGAACAUUACAUGAAAUUGGGCCUGAAUUAAAACGUGCAAUAUCAGGAAGUUUAGAUACAGAUUGGGCCCCAGAAACAGAAGAACCACAACAUAGAAGAACUCAUUCACUCUUUAAUAACAUUGUACAUGCUUUAAGUGGUGGGUCUAUUAAAUUAUCAAAAGAAGAAAGAAAUCGUCGUUUACUUUUAGUAGGAGAUAAUAAUAGUUCUUUAUCACCAUCACAUUCUAUUCCUGGUGACGAGUUAAUGUCAUUAGCUAUACAUUCUGAAAAUAAUCAAGGAACUGAUAUACCUAAUUCACAUUCAAUACCUCAUAAUUUAUUUAAUGAAAUGGAUAAUAAUACAAUGUAUCCUGGACCACAACAACGACAACCAAGAUCCAGAAUUUUACCAUCAAUACAUUUACCAAAUUAUAAAACACCAGAUUUACAUAGAUCUAAUUUUGUUCCAUAUCAAAGAAUAUCUAAAGGAUCUUCAACAGAUGGAGAAUAUAAUAUUCCACAAGCAGGGCAAAAAUAUAUUUUUAUAAAUAGAAGUGCACCCUCUGAUAGUGAGGAAGAAGAUUGGUAUGAAAGAAGACGUCGAAUUGAUGCAGAAGAAAAAAUGAUGUGUCAUCGUGCUUCAUCAACAUUAAUGCGUGACCCAUUAUUACUUCCAGCAUCAUCAGGAUAUAAUGAUGCAUAUGAUUGUCAUGUAUAUCGUCCAGCUCCUGAUGGAAAAGGAGUUAGAUUACCAUAUACCUCGCGUCCUAUGAUAGGAGGACCUAUUGAUGUACCACCACCACCACCACCAUCAUCAUUUAUUCCCAGACAAGAAUUGACAGAUAAUUUAGUAGCAAAAGCAUUAUCAUUAGGAAGAUAUAUGGAUCACAAUGUAGUUGAAAUAGCAAGAAGAGAAAUUGCUGAAGCAUAUCAAUUAGAUGAACCAUCAAUGGUUAGAGCAGCAUAUUCAUUAAGUGAAAAUCCUCCUGGUCCUGCCCCAAUAAAUAUACCAAAUUCAUCAAACAUAUCUCAUCAUCAACAUCCACUUCAUCAUUCUCAUCAUAUUGAUAUGAAUGAUGGAUAUCAUGAACCAGAAUAUUUGGAACAUGUUGGUGGAAUAAGACCAGAAGAGGUAAGUGAUAUAAAUCAAUAUUCACAACAAGGACUAUUCCGUCCAGUGGAUCCACAUACAUUAAGAAAUAAUACUAAUCAAAAUAGAGGAAAUGAUGGAAAUUCAUCGUCACAAGAAGAUCUGCUCUUAGUCACAACAUUAUAA